CACACACACACACACGACCGAUGAUAAUAUCAAGUAUUUUUUUUAUUUUUUUUUUUUCUUAAUAUUAUUUCGCUAGUCGCGCUACUACACGACUAGCUACCCGUGUGCUAUCCAAGAAAAAAAAUAAUAAUAAUAAUAAUAACGCCGUCUGUACAAUAAUUACGGACCCGGGACCGCAGUCGCCGCACGCUGCACGGUCGGCAAAUCGCUAAGAACGGACGGACGGCCUUAUGCAUCGCGGGAACGUCGUCAGGUUGAACGACGAAUAUAAUGUGUACGAUGGGACCGGCGGCGGCGGAGUUGGCGAGGCGACGACCACGACGAUGAUUUACGUCAAGAAAGAAUGUACAAUUAUGGAUGAGGACGAUGACAACAAAAUUCACUUGCUGCAUCUCCAGCCGGACCACCAGCUGCAGCAUCACGACGCCAACGGAAUCGACGAUGUGAGUAUUAUCGACGACAGGUGCCUUCCAAGUGUAUCUAAGUAUUUAAUAUAUUACGGAAAAAAAAAAAAAUAUAAUAAUAAUUCGAAAACUGUGCCCUUACGUGCCCCCCUGUCCCCACACAUCGUUGACAAAAUAGUCGCCAAGCCGUACACCUGUAUCCUGCCCUUUAUUAUUGAUUACCUACUACCCGAGUUUAAUCCCCAAUUGUUUGUAAAUUAGCGAGAGAUAAUAAUUCAUUAGUCCGCCGUUUGUCAGUGGGGUCAUUAUUUUGUACUUACAGACAUUAAUAGUUGUGUGAGUAUUGUUUGAAAUCAAAAAAAUAAAUAUUUAAUUAUUAUUUACUAUUAGGUACAUAUAAUAAUUCAUUUACAGUGAUUAACUGUGUGAAGUGCACAAGUACCUACUUAAAAUAUUAAUGAAUUCUAAUGUAUUUUUAUGUACCUACCUAUUUAAAUUUGAAAAAAAAAACUGAAGAAAUAUCAUCAGUGACUUCUAAUUAAGUAAGAUAUAAUUUAAUAUAAAUUAUAAUAUACACGUAACAAAUAUUACUUGGCUGAAAUAAACUAAUGAACGUUGUAAUGUUUGCCUUUUAGACGGCUAAUUAAAAUAUUGUAUCAACAAAAAGCAAAAAAAAAAAUAAUAUUUUUAUACUGCCAAAUCUAAUGGACCCUACAAUGUUUUAGUGGUUUUAACUCAAAAUUAGACCUGGGUGGGAUAAGGCUAAGAAGAAGAAUUAGACAAUGACACUUUGCAGUCUGGUCCAAAAUUACCUGUACCGGCUUUACCUACUAAAGGUAUCUAAAUUAUAAUUUAAUCAUGUUACUUAAUUUGUCAGAAAAAAGUAUCUUUUAUUAUUUUACUUCUUGUCAGUAUGAAAAUACCAUCAUUACAUUUUAAUAAAAAUGUGAAAAUUAUCUGUUAAAUAGCUUAUAGUGUCUUUAAAUGUGUCUCUAGAAAAAUAUAUUUAAAAAGAACCCAAAUAUUCUUUAAUUUCCAUAAUUAAGAUUUAACAGAUAAAAUUUGUAUCUUAUUGUAUAGGUAGGCAAUAAAAUUAAAUAAGAUUAAAUGUUUUUAUCAGUAACAAACUUAUUAUUUAUUUAUUAUAUUGAUAGUUAUGUAGAUUUAUAGAUUUUAAUAUUUUAAAACUACUACUCACAUAGUCAGAACAUUAUAAUAUAAAACUAUAUUGUUACUAUGAAAUAUUUAGCUAAUAACUAAAUAGGAUUAAUUAUUAAUUUAAAAAAUAGGACUCAAUUAUUAUUUAUUAAAAAACAGAACAACAUUGUAAAUUAUUAAUUGCUUAUUAACUAAAUAAUUGUUAUCGUUUAGGAAAUUUAAGGAAGCCAAUCAGUUUUAUUGUACAAGCAUUUAUAAAGUUUUCAAGUAUACAAAAAAAAAAAACUACACUUCUCACAAGAUUGAUAUACUUGCAAAUAACAUUAGAUAUUCAAAUAUUCAAUUGCAUAAGACAUUUUCUAUGUGGAUAUCUUAUAUAAUGUGUAUUGAAUGUUGAACCACAGUAAAAAAAUAUCAAAAACUAAAUAAAAAUUGUUUUUAUUGAUUUGUAUAUUUUUGAACACUUUUUUUUAGGUUUUAUGAAGAUGAACAGAUACCAUGAUGGCUGUUCUGUGCAAAUAGGAAACUUAAGUUUUUAAUGACCACUUUUAAAAUUAUUUCCAGACAUGUAAAUUAAAUCCAUAAAUUAUUUCACUGACUAUAUGAGAGCAGAAAUAUCAUAUAGUUCAGUUAAAGAUAAAACUUAAUUUCAACAUACAAUCUUUACUCAUUGUGUUGCUCAUAGUUGGUGGUGUGUUUAGGACUUUGCUGCUUUGGGUACACAUUAUUUUUUUAAUGUCCCUUUUAUCCAACCAUUUUUUUGUAUACUGGUAAUUUUCUUUACCCAUAAAAAACUAAUAACACAUGUGAUAUGAUAUAAUAGUAUCAUAUAGUAUCAUCGAGUGCCCCAAAAUGAUAUAUACAUAAGUAUCCUCAUGCAAAAAGUUACCAAGCGAAAUAAAUAAUUAUACAUCUAAAUAUUUCCUUCAAGUAGAGAAAAAACAAAUAAUUAAAAUUUUAAAAUACAUAGGUUGUUAUAUUUAGAUCAAGUAUUAAUUUUAAAUAUAACUGUAAAAAUGAAACCAACAAAGGUAAAAAUUCACUUUUUGCAUAACGGUGAAAUCAUAUAUGUAUUGAAAUUGAAUAUUAGUCAUAUCCCCUCAUAUCCAUAUACAUUAUACAUUAGUAAAAAUUGAGUGUUCAAAUAUAUUCAAAUUAUUUAAAUGACUUAAAUAUUAAUAAUUUAUACAUUUUAGUACUCAAUUAUUUUAUUUCACUAUAAAGUAAAUAUUUACUUAUUAGUAUUUACCAAGCUUUAAUAUUUGCUAAUAUAAUCUAAAAGCAUAAAUGAUGGUUGUUAAAAAUUAUUAUGUUAAAUUUAAUAAAGAUGAUAUUAAAGAUAUGAAAAAGAAUAUUUCACUUCAAAUAUUUUAUAACUCAUAUCAAAUGUUCCUACUCUCCUUAACACUUCUUAUUAGUUCUAAUAUAUGUAAAAGAAAUUUUCAUCUAUGAAGAAAAUAAAAAUAUAGUCAAGAACAACUAUGGCAUAUGCAACAAAAAUAAUUAGACAGUAUUUGUAUUGUAUAUAAAAUAAAACUAAAACAAUAAAAUAUAAUAAUACUGUUUUUUCCAAACAUUAUUAGAACAGUUUUUUAUUGUUUUCACAAGAAAUUUUUUUAAGUAUAACUUAAUUUAGUGUCAUUUUUAUUUUUACAGGAUAAACCACCACCACGGCGAUUAUGUCUGGUUUGCGGGGAUGUUGCCUCAGGUUUUCACUAUGGUGUAGCAUCAUGUGAAGCAUGCAAAGCAUUCUUCAAACGCACCAUACAGGGUUUGUAGUUUGUAUUUUUAUAAAUACAAAUAAGUUGUAUGAAAGUCAAGUAACCUUACUAUAGAUAAUAGUUCUCACCAAUAAAAUUAAAGUGCCUACAAAUACCUAUGGGUCUAAUUUUUUUUCUAUGAUUAAGAUAUUACCUAUUAUUCCAUUAUAAUAUUUUGUCAUAGCAUAUAUGAUAAAUAAUGGUAGUGAAUAGUAAUAAGUAAUAAUAAUAAUACUGGUCAUCGAUUACUAUUAUUAUUUUAUUUUAUUAUAAAGGUAACAUCGAAUACUCUUGUCCUGCAAAUGGAGACUGUGAAAUUAACAAGAGGAGGCGGAAAGCGUGCCAGGCAUGUCGGAUGCAGAAAUGUUUGAGAACAGGAAUGCUGAAAGAGGGGGUGCGUCUUGAUAGGGUACGUGGUGGACGUCAAAAAUAUCGCAGACAAACAUCUACUCCUAUUGCAGUCACUUCAAUUUCUGUCGUACAACCUACACAGCAAUCUCUACACCAGCAGCAACAAGGCCAACAACAAUCAUUUAAUAAUGUUUUCAACAACACCAAAAUGACUACCCCAAACAAUUACCAUAAUAUGUCACACAAUAACAAUGUAGGUGGAACAGGAGGUUGGAACAACAAUAAUGAAGAUAGUAUGUGCAUCAAACAAGCUGCAUCAACUGAUGCAAUAAGGGAAUGUGGUGAGUAUUAUAAUAUUAGUAUAGUUAUUGAUGUAUAAAAAUUUGUAAUACAUUUUACUCUUAGGAAAAAUGUUGGAAGCACUAAGGCAAUGUGAGCCAGAGAUGCCAACACUGUUGGGUGGUGGAGAUGGGUCGACUAAUGCUGUUGUUACAAUGGACUUUUUCACACAGUCUACUACCAUGAGUAUAAGGCCACAAGCACCAAGCACAGUUGUGGCCAGUAAUGGCAGUGGUUUAAUUGAGGAUGUCAUAUCAUCAACAUCUUCACCGUCAUCAUCUUCAACAGUAUCAUUACCAACUUCUGCUGCUUCAAUGGUGGUGCACACUUUAGCUGAACUUUAUGAUAGGGAGCUGGUGAGCACUAUUGGCUGGGCCAAGCAGAUACCUGGUGCGUGUUAAUUAAUAUAGGUGUACUAUUAUAUAAUAUUUAAAUAUGUGAAGUAUACUAUAUAUGUAUAACUGUUAAUUAAUAUCACUAAAAAAAAAAAAAACACAAUAUCACUGGCAUUUUAAUAUAGUAUAAACAAGUCCUAAUUAAGAUGUAAUAUGAAUCCCAGUGCUAAACUUUUAAAUGAUGCUUCUUUUUUUUUUCUUACGAAAGAGUUAACUUAAUUAUAAACUAACCAAAUCACAAAAUCUCAAUGUUUGGUAUGGUACUCUAUUAUUAUUAUGAAUCAUCUUAUAGAAAAACAAAAUAAUCUUUAAUCUAAUCUUAAAUUUUGGUUUUUAUUUUUGAACCGCAGACAUUUAAAUAAAUUGAAGUGAGAAAUAACAUUAAUAGCUAUGCUUGUAAUAUUAAAUCAUAUAAAAUAAAAAAAUAAAUAUUAAUCUUAAACAAAAAUAAAUAAUUGUGAGUUAAAUACCCAGUAAAAUUGAAUAAUAAUAAUUUCUUUACCUUUAUAUCUAUUAUAAUAAAACUAUUUUGUAUUAAUUUAACAAAUAUUGUUUUGUCAUCAGUGUUAACAAUAUUGUUAUUGAUAACACCAUGAAAAUGCUCCUAUAAAAAUAUUUAAAAUAACUAAUAGUCCACAAUUACUGGGUCAUUCAAUACCAAGUUUUGUGUAUAGGAACCAUGGAACAAAUCAAUCUUAUACUCAUUAUGAUUAUGUAUGUAAAUUAAAUUUAUGCCAAAGGGUUUUAUUUCCUUUAACCAGUAUUGCAAGACAAAACCUUAUCCAAGUAUUUAUGAUCCACAGGAUUUACAGACCUAUCACUCAACGACCAAAUGCGUUUAUUGCAGUCCACUUGGGCAGAAUUGUUGACAUUAACCAUGGCAUACCGGUCCCUGGAACAGUUCAAUAAUCAAAAUGUUGAUGGUGGCGAAGAGAAGAGUACUUGCAGUCCAAAAUUACGAUAUGCCACAGACUAUUGGUUGGAUGACAAGUUGGCCAAAGAGUGUUGUUCGAUGAGUAAUACCAGUGCGGCCAUUACAACAACUACUGGCAGUACAUCCAGCAGUAUAGCUGGAGCGGCAACAUCUACCGUACUAGACAUUUAUAACUUGGUUAGUUUUGAUCUGAUAUCUGAAAUCUAAUGCCUAUUUUUAUACCUAAAUUAUUAUGAGGUUAUCAUUAACUUCAUAAACUUUGUAUUUAUAAUUGAAAACUGCAAUGUAUUAUACUCUAAUUCAAAUAAAUUACUGAGGCGAGAUUAAUUUUACUGCCUAUUUACAGCAGAUUUCACUAACUAAUGUUAAUCGCUGUGAAUAGACCUUAAUCACAAUUAACACAGUUAAUCGGAGAUUUUGAAUUUCACUAAAUCCGUUUAACCACAAUAACGUAGGUUAGGUUUAGGUUAGAAUUAAUGAGGUGUAAAUACUUGGCUUAUCAGUUGAUUUAAAACAUUACUGCAGUUAAAAUUGCUGCUAAAUUUGCUGUCUACCCGAUAGAGGACUAGAAAUUUUAUUAUUUGUAUGUAUUUUAAUAGGAAAAAGAUGAAAAUUUUGGACAUAUUCUAUUUUUUCUAUUUUAAAAGUGCAUUUAAAAUGAUACUCUUAUGAAGAUAAAUUAUAGUAUAUUAGUCAUGAAUAAUAUAAUAUAGGUACCUACCUACCUGAUAUGUGUUAAUAUGUAACUAUUGCUUGAACAAUUUUAUAUUUUGAUAUGAUUAUUAUUAAGAGGUAGUACCCAUAAUUACUUUUGGUAAUAAUUAAUAAUAAUACUUUUGUUAAUAAUAUUAUAUUAUUAAAAUAUAUUUUAUUAUAGUCUUAACUUUUUUUAAAUAUUUUGAUUUUUUUUUUUUUUUGGUCUGACACUUGGUUAUUAUAUUUUCUCUUGCAAAAAUUUGUCUAGUAUUUAAAAAAAAUUGUAUCAAGAACUUACAAAAUAUAUUUUACAAUUUUAUUUAAACACUAGAAUGAUUUUUGCUGUAGAAAAUAUAAUAACCAAAAAACAAUUCUGGACUAUUAUAAAAUAUAAUUAUAUUAUUAACAAAAGUAUUAUUAUUACUUAUCAUUUAAUAGGUAAUAGGUGAUAAGUAAUAAUUAAGUGUCUAACCAAAAAAAAAUUGUGAUUAGUGUGUUGUGAAAUCCAUAUGUUAAUAAAUCAUGAUUAACUUUUAACCUCAAAUAGUUCUAUUACUUUAAGGCCAGUUCUCAUCAAUGUAAAUGUUAAUUUUCAAACCGAGUUUAAAAGAUAAUCAACCAAUUGUAAUUUGAGAACAAGUAGACAUUGUACACAUAAUUACUCUUUGGUUUUAUUAAUUAUUUUAAAAUUCCAUAAAAACAAAACAAAAUAUACUUUUAUUAGAAAAGUAAAUACUAAAACUAACCUAACUUAACCUCAUUAUUAAAGGAUAACAAAAAUAUCAGUUUUAUUCUUCUUUUUUUCGGGGAUACAUGUUCAGUCGGCUCACAUCGUUCGACAAUUGAGGGCCUUGAAUGGAGGUUGUGGUUUAACUGCAGAUCAGUACUACCUACUCAAGGCAUUAGUCCUGGCCAAUUCAGACGAUCUGACAAUAGCAUCAUCUUCAUCUUCAUCAGCAGCGCUCUCAGAAACAGAAUCUGUAGCAACAACCACAACAACUGACCUACAACAUGGCAAUGGUACCAAUAACAGAUCAUUGCCGAAAGGCAGUACACCUCCCCUUUCAGCUGUUCAUCAAUUUCGCGCUACCAUCGCCCGUGCUCUUCAAACACAUCUCGAAAUGACCACAACUCCGCCGCCUUGUUGUUACUGUACAUCCUGCUGCGGUAACAACAGUUUUCAUCCUGGCAGUGUCGAGUUUGGUACGUCCGCUUCAUCCAAGCUAAUCGAAAUGCUCAUGUGCUUACCAGCACUUCGACAGGCUGAUCAACUGAUCCGGCAGUACUGGACGCGGGUGCACCGAGAAAAUCAACAAGAGCAAGUGGUGGGCGGCGUGCAAACUCAGCAGACUGCGGCAGUAGUUGGUGUCCAUCACACAGGUGCUACAGCCACCCCUACAGCUACUGGGUAUAGUUGGCAGUCCUCGGUUGCUGGCAACCGAAAUGGCAGUGGUGUCAAAAUGAACAAACUCUUUGUGGAAAUGUUAGAGGCCUGUCUUAGGUGAUAUCACCGCGAGUAGUGUACUACACACUGGUUUCUGAUCAAUUUCUUCAAAAUGUCAAACAUUCAGGGUUAUAUUAUAAUAUUUUUAGUUUGUAUAGCCCGUUGAUUAUUAUAGCCCAAAAGUAGGACAUUAAUUAUAUAACAAUAAAUAUUAUAGUGUAGUGAUUAUUAUUAUUAUUUUUUUUUUUUUUUGAUUUUUGUUAAAUAUACCAUGCCCACUCCACAUACCAUUCAUAAUUUUUUUUAUUAUUGGACACUAUCCUGGGCGAAAAAUUAUGAACAUUUAUACAAAUAUAUUAUACUAGAUAUCUAUACCCAAUUGUUGUAGUUGACAUGCAAAUUUUAUCCAGAAAAUAUUUGGUGUUGUAGGUUAUAUA
Molecule: messenger RNA, 7918 nt
Organism: Cinara cedri
Lineage: Eukaryota; Metazoa; Arthropoda; Insecta; Hemiptera; Aphididae
Source: the annotation of a GenBank genome assembly